UGGUGCCCCUCUUUCUUCCCUUUCUCCUGUGGUCCACUUUCCUCCCCAGACCUUUACCUCUCAUGCCAACCUACCUUCACCUAUCACCUCCUUCCCCUCCCUCCAAGUUCUUUAUUCUAGCAUCUUCUCCCUUCUUCAACACUCCUGAUUAAGUGUUUCGGCUUAAAAUGUCAACUGUUUCUUUAUUUCCAAAGAAGCUACUUGGCCUGCUGGUUCCUCCAGCAUUUUUGUGUGUUCUCCUUUGGAUCUCCAGAAUCUGCAGAUUUUCUCGAGUUUUUGUCCCUUACCCCAUUAAACGCUCCUCGGCCCCGUCGGCUUUAAACCCUGUAUCCUACUCUGAUCGUUUUAAAUUUACCUCGUUCAAUGGAAAAUAUACUAAAUGACUACCCAGCAUCGAAAAAGAAGUGUGCUGGAGUAACCUCGGAGAGAGGGGAAAAAAAACCUCGGGUCAAUCCACGCGCAAAACCUGGGGUGCCGGAUUAUCUGAGUCUCUUUUCUUAAAAUUUCCUGGAUGGGGAGAUGUGUGACAUGGGGAUCGAAGUUUCUCGUUAACUAUGGAUCCGAUUAAAACAACCCCCCACCCCUCCGAUUUAGGGAGAGCAACAUGUUGUAGAUUUGAACCUGGACCGAAGAAAUAUCUCGACCUAACUCACCCCUUCCCUCCACAGCCGCUGCUUGACCUGCUGAAUUCCUCCAGCACUUUGUAAGUUACUCUCGAUGGAGAAUACACUGCAACACGAUUUCAUUCUUGGUGCGAACUAUUUUGAUGGAAGUUUAAUUGAACUAAGUAAAUACCCACAGGGAGGACCGCCACAGGCUGUACCUCAUCGACGCUGCGGGGAAGGCCGGCCGGUCCUAUGACGCCACCACCACUGACUUGCCCCGCUUCCGGGAGCCGUGCUGCGGUGCACGCGCCACUCUUUCCGUCGGGCCCUUCCGGCAGCUCGAGACGUCACUGCCGGUUUGCGAUGGCGCAGCUCGGCCUGAUCCGCCUGAAGGCGCCGAACAAGGAGUCGCGGGAUCGGGAGUCCGCCGGGCUCAGACCCGACCCGGGUCCGGGCUCCGGCCCGCACCCUGCCGCCAAGCGCCGUAAAACUCACCAUCACGGCCUUAUGCGUGGACCCGCGACCUCGGCCCCUGCGCUCCGUUACCCGCCCCCCGCUCAUGUCAGCGGUGGUAUACCUGCCGCCGUGUACUCGGUGUGUCCGCCGCCGGGAUCUGGCCCUGGCCUCGGCUCCAUCCCUGCCGCCGGGCCUACCCCCUGCCCGCGCCCAGCCCCCGCCCUCGCGGCCGGCGGCACCUCCCUCCCCAAGACGAGGAACCCGAAGGAUAAGCACCUACACCGGGACAAGGAGAAGAAGCACCGGCCGCGUAAAGAGAAUAGCGACGGCGGGCCUCCGCACAAAGGUGGCUCUGAUGAAAAUGGGAAAAGUCGGAGACCAGAUGAAUACUUGGGCAAAAAGACAAAGAAAAAGAAGAAAAAGAAACAUAGAGAAGGUGAACGACCAAGGCAGUUAAAAAUGUACAAUAAAGAGGUGCAGACAACCUGCGCAGGGCUCACUCGUGUUGCCCUUGAUACUUUGGGGCAAGGUUCUUCUGAUGAAUCGAGUAUAAUCAACCAAGCUUCGAUUAAGCAUGAGGAGGAGCUCAAUAGGUUGGACCUGAAAAUGAGCCAUUGUCCCAUCCCUUCGUGUGCACAGUUGCCAUACUUAUCACAUAAAGACUACUGUGUCCGGAAAGGAUUCUUGCGGACAGGUUCCUCUAAGUAUGCCCACUUAAUUCACGUGGAGCAUCAGCCAAAUGGUGGUGCGCCAGUGCUCCAUGCCUACAUGGAUGAACUCUCUUUCUUGUCUCCUAUGGAGAUGGAGAGAUUUGCUGAAGAGUUCCUUGCAUUGACUUUCAGUGAAAAUGAGAAGAGCGCAGCGCACUACGUAAUGGCCAUCAUACAUGGAGCAGCAGCCUACCUGCCAGACUUUCUGGAUUACUUUGCUUUCAACUUCCCCAACACUCCAGUAAAAAUGGAAAUUCUUGGGAAGAAGGAUAUAGAAACUACAACCAUCUCAAACUUUCGGUCUCAGGUUUCACGGACUUACUGUUGUGGCACAUACAGAGCGGGCCCAAUGAGACAGAUCAGCUUGGUAGGAGCAGUGGAUGAAGAGGUUGGAGAUUACUUCCCAGAGUUUCUUGAUAUGUUGGAAGAAUCUCCAUUUUUGAAAAUGACUCUGCCAUGGGGGACACUGUCCAACCUUCAGCUGCACUGCCGGUCACAGAGUGACGAUGGGCCCAUAAUGUGGGUGAGACCCGGCGAGCAGAUGAUUCCAACUGCUGAUAUGCCAAAGUCACCCUUCAAGAGACGACGAUCAAUGAAUGAAAUCAAGAAUCUCCAGUAUCUACCUCGGGCCAGCGAACCUCGCGAAAUCCUCUUUGAGGACAGAACGCGAGCCCACGCAGAUCACGUGGGGCAAGGCUUUGAUUGGAAGAGCACGGCAGCUGUAGGUGUACUGAAGGCAGUCCAGUAUGGAGAGUGGAGUGACAAGAUUCGAAUAACCAAAGACGUGAUAUGUUUUCAUGCAGAGGACUUCACAGACGUUGUACAACGAUUACAGCUGGAUCUGCAUGAGCCACCUGUGUCACAGUGCGUGCAAUGGGUGGAUGAAGCAAAACUCAAUCAAUUACGGAGGGAGGGCAUCCGCUACUCCAGAAUCCAGCUCUCGGACAACGACAUAUACUUUAUUCCUCGAAAUGUCAUUCACCAGUUCAAAACUGUGUCUGCUGUUUGUAGCUUAGCAUGGCACAUACGCCUGAAGAAAUACCACCAGGAGGAGACAGAAACAAAACCAAACACAGACUCUGACAUCGCCACUAAAGAAAUUAAGACAGAAACUGAUGUGAGCUGUUCAGAUGAUAUGGCAGUGGAACCUGAAGUCCAGGCUAAGCUGCCUGUAAUACAGGAAGAUCACAGUCAUCAAUCCCAAGAUCAGCAAAGUUUUCCACAAUAACGUGUGUAUAUACUCAACUUUUUAAAUAAAUAUUUUUUCUUUCUUUUUAAACAGGGAUGUGAAGUUUUAGUUUUAUAAGUUGGCUGGGAUUCAAAUUUUAGUGAAGAAAUCGUGCCGUUCUUAAAGUGUGUUCCUUGAAUUGCGGUGACGUUAAAAUGCACUCAGCAAGUGAAGACCAGCCCUGUUUACACAGAUGUUCAGGCCACUCAUGGUCAGGAUUUUGACCUCUUUACUCUGAUUCUGGCUAAUGUCCUGAAAAGGCCUUGUCGAACCUGCACUUCAUUUCCAAGUGCAUAAUGUAGCAGGAGUGCCACCAGCACUAUAAACCAAACAAAAUUAAAGUGUUCUUCUCUGUAACUUCACAAUAGACUGUUUUUAAUGAAGUCUUGCCACUAUUUUGCUGUUUUAUAUUUUACUUGCAUGAUUGUAAAUUUACCUAUUGACGAAACACAUUAUGAGGAUGUGCAGGAAUAGAUCUUUAGAAUAUCUGAACAAUGCUCACUGUGGUCCAGUUUCUUCAGUGCUCACUCAUUUCCUUGAGGAUACAGUAUCUUUGCCCACUCUGAGUCUCUACAUUAUUUCUGUUUUACAGCAGAAUGAUUAACCCAUUUCUGCCUCUUGAACUGACCUAGCUGGCCAGUGAGCUUAUGCAGUUAAGAUAUGAUGUUUGGGUAUGACAUCAGAUGUCAGGCUUGUCAGAAUCUCCCCACAUUGAGAAAAUGAACAAAAUUCAUUCCCCUUUGGGUAGGAACAGUGCCACAAAAAUGAGCAGUCAUCUCAACUACUGUACUUUAGACCAGUAUUUAAACUCCAUGUAAGACUAACCCAAACUUAAUUACUUAUUCUGAUUCAGCUUACAUAUACUAGACUCCUUUUGCAUGUAUGUAUCAAAGUGCAUGUCUACCGUCUGCUUCUAAUUUUCUAUUGGAGUUCAUCUCUGCAAGUUUAAAGACAUCCCCAUGAUCUUGGAAUAUUUUAAGGAGUUUUAAGUAAUGUUUGAGGACAGCACAAACAUGCUGAGGUUUCCUCCAGCCUUGAGUACUGAAGUUGUUGCAAUUUAACCUUGUCCCUCAUCCCUAUUGAAAAUCAUUGCUGAUGUUCAUGAGUGGCUUUUUCAUGAUUACUGAGAUGCCUGUUUCACUAAUGGCUUAAGUCUGGGUUAGUGUCACCCCUGGGCUGUGAAGCUGGCUGCUUCUGCUAUUGUUAAACUGCUCAUGCAGAGUUCCUUUCAUCUCUGGACUGUGGAGUGGAGAUUAUUGCCACAACCUUUCACUGGACUCCAGCUGAAGGCAUUCACUUCUGAAUUACUUUGUGAAAUAAACAUGGCUAAAUAUCAAUAAGAUUACUUGGGAAAGAAGAAUUCUCUUGAACUAUUACUCAUUUGUCGUGGUUAGGAUUGCAGUAGGUCUUGAUUAGACUUUUGAAAAUUUGCCUCUUCCCUAAAAGUGUUCAGGAACAUAUUCCAUUGAUUCAUCCCUGGAAAUUUCUUGUUGAAAGAUUAAAUGGGGAAAGAAUUAAAUCUGUGGUGAGGAGACCUUAAGUCAUUUGGGUUAGAUAACUUUAGAAUGGGGUGGAAGUCCUUUCUCAUUCAUAAAAUUAUGAACUUGUACUUCAUGGCUACUAUCAAUAUAUUAAGAUUUCUGAUACUGAAGAACUUAAGGGCAUAAUGUUAAUGCAACCUACAUCUGUCCAAGUAUGUAGCCAUAUCUCUCAUUCUGCCAUUCCUGGGCAAGGUAGUUGCUCUCAUUCAUUAGACAACCUCAAUUAAUUUUAUGUGUCUUAUAAUUUUGUUUUUAUCAAUGCUGUGAUUAGAACUUCCUUAAACUUCCGUCCUCUGCUCCUUUCCACAUUUGUUUCCCAUUGUUGCAGACCCAAUGUACUUUGGAACAAGGCCAUUGAAACCUUGUAGCAGAAUGUGCUUGAAACAGGGAGGAGCAAGCCCAAACUCCCAAGAAAGCUGUAAAGGCUCGGAGAUGUUUCUUGAAUAUUUUUGGUUGAUAGAUUUCCAUGCCUAGCAAAGGUUUAUGGAACCUAGGCAGAUCUUUAAAAAAAAUCUAAAUCAAUUGUAAUCAUAUCGAACAGCAGAAAAGGCUUUAAAGAUCAAAUAGUCCAACUCCUUUUAUUUCCUUCUCGAGCUUGUUCCAGGCCUCGGAACAGAGGGAUCAUGAAAUCAUGACUAGUUCACAUUUUACUCUGUUGCAAGUUGUGUGAUGCAUUGCUGAAGAAGUUGCUGGCUAAUUACAGCAAUAAUUAUUAAUCUGCAGCAAGCUGCAUUAAGAUGCAAGAAAGGACACUCUCAUUGGUGGAAAACUUAUGGAACCACAUCACAUUGAAAUUUUAAUACUGCUUACUCGAUCUCAACUCAAUUUUAAAUUACCAGUCUGUUAGCUAUUUUUACAUUAUAAUUAGCUUACCUUUAAUUCAAUACCCAUAACGUUGAAGAUAAUGGCUUCCUUGAAAUCAAAAAUUCAUUCUUGUUGCACUUUAUUUAGUUUCAUUUUUCUUUUGAAGUAAUUUGACAGCUAAAUGGACUGAGUUUUACAGUGUGUUGAAACUGUCCUAAGAUGCAAUGACUAUUUUUAUACACAGGUCAACAGUAAUGUUAGGCAUAUGAGCAGAUUCUGGAAUGUGUAAGGAAAAAGUCCUUACAGCAUUUCAUUCUCUGCACAGACUGCCCAUCUCUUAUAAGUGCAAAUCUGUUCUGCAGCGAAGUUUCAUUUUGGUUAAUCAAUAGAAUUUUUUCAGGGAUCUAGUUUAAUAUCCACUCAAAAUUGGAAGAAAAUCUGCAGGAAAAGUUAUUUCCUGAGGUUGUUGAUGGAAGCACCCAACAACAAAUUGCAUAAAGUUAAUUUUUAAUACAAAACAUUGUGAUUGGUAUGCACUGCCAGCUGGUGAUCUAGUUCAGCCAUUCCUACUAAUCACCCAUACUUGCUUUCAAAAUUAAAUUGGACAAUUACUUGGAAGGGAAUAAAAUUCCCAGACUUUUUCUUCCUGUAUGCCAGGAAAGAUAUAAAUGGGCUAAUGGUGGCCAACUAUGCUAUUAGGAUUCUAAUACAAGCUUGUCUUUUCAACCUUGUCUUAGUUUCUUCUGUUGAUCUGCAUGUUGUUAUGUACUUUCUAGGCUCCAGGAGCAAUUAGACUGGAAUCGAGAAGGCAGUCAAAUGCAGAACAGAUUACUUCGUACAAUGAGCUUAGAAAAUGCUUUGAUUUCAGAAAGGUAUUGCCUAAAUUGAGUUUUGUUGUAUCCCAAGUAUAGUCUCAAUAUGAUGGAAAUUUGAGUAGUUCUGUAUUUUAAAAUGACCUGACAAUGCCAAUUUGCAGUGGCAACUUGUAGCAUUUGGGUUGAAUUGAGGACUAGCUUGCAUAAUCUUCCAUUUAGAUGACUGAGGGAUAAUCUAAUCAGGCUGCUUAACAUUAUGAAUAGAUUCAAAAUGUCAAAGGAACUUUAAACAAAUCAACAGAGCAUCGACAAAUCUUCCCAUACCUAGCUGAUGCUGCUCAACAUAUUGAGGUCCUCCAAAGAUUGCUUUUUUUGUAGCAAAGAAGCUUUCAACUGGUUUGGAAUUCAGUGCAAAGGAUGUGAUUUUAGAACACUUCUCCUCAUAACGGGCGAUAAACGUUUGCAACUUCUCUUUGCGAGCGCAGAACACACUAUAGGUGUGGAUGCUGAGAGGUCCAGUUAAAUUCUUGGAUUGAGAUGGUUCACUAUAAAGGAGAUGAUUCGGAGAUCAGCUUGAUAUUGCAGUUAUGAUGGACUGAGUGACCAUUGACUUGGGUAUGAAAAUAAUUUAAUAUUUUCGAAAGUCCCAUUGUUCUGAAACCCAUUAGCUUUCGAGGGAAUUGGGAAAGAUUUUGCAUGUCUCAUUUAACACUCUUGAUGUGAAUUUCUUUCAACCAAUUCAAACCAAUCUGCUCUCUCUUAAGACAAUGCCAGUUUUUGUGCACAGCUUGAAACUGGCUACAUGCCCUCUGCACUGGAAACUCAGUGGAACCACUUUGAUAUAUGCAGUGCAUACCAUCAUAUAACUCCACAUGCUCUGCCUUGGCUUGCCCUUCCUGACAAUCCAUUGCAAGAUUUCCCUCUUGAAAUUAUAGGUACAAAAUCAGGACAUUCAGACUCUUGUAUCUUUACCAGCCUGCAGGCUAAGGACUACCCAACUGAAGUACCUUGCACAUUUUGUCCCAUCUCUACAUGAUGGACAUGUUGAAUGCCAGUGAAACCGCUGCCUGGAUUGUUGUCUUUCACCUAUAGAUUUGUCCAGUUCCUUAACUCCAAGUUGUUAAUCUAAGUUGGAAGCAAUAAAUAGCUAUCUCUCCUGGAUUCCCUAUUCCGUUUCCAUUCCAACAUCAAUUUUCUAAAUAGCAAACAUUUAGCUUUCUUCAGCCAAUUCUACAUCUCUUCCUGUUCCAGUAAUAUGACAAUAUGCUUAAUAUUGAGAUAUCUACAAAAUCAGAAUAUAUGUUAAAAUCUGAUUUUAAAAAAACUAUAAUGUAAUGUGCAAUCAAAUGAUGUAAUCUGUGUAAACAGGGUUCUUGAGCAACAAGCACUUGCUAACAUGAUGGACAACCUUUAUAUUGAAAAUAAUUUUAUCCUCCAAACACUUAGAUUGAAGGGGAGGGGGGGGUGGGGUAAGAAUUCCAGAAACUCAUUCUCUGCUUUUUAAUGAGAGGAGCUGUAUUUGUUGUCUUGUCCUGAGAUUUUUAGAGCUUAAAAUUUGGUUGUUCAGAGUAAAACUUGCUUCCCAGGCACUUGUAUUUUUUAUUCACUUUAGUGUAUUUGUAAUUUUUUAUCCAUUUAUAAAUGUAAGCUGUUUUCAAAAGAAAUAUGACUCCUUUAAGAUAUUGUAAUAUUGUACCUAGCAGGAUAAUUCCUUCAGGUUUAUCUUACUUUACCAAUAGUCAGCAUUAUUGAAAUGCCUCAGUGUAUCUAGCGGUAAUUUAUGAAGACAUUUACUUUAUUUUUGAACAUUUCUAUCAGUGUAGCAGAGUUAAUGCCCAGAAGGGUAUUGUAUUUUUGUAUUUCUGUUAAGUAUAUUUACAUUAAUGUAAACUUUUCAGCUGAUCUGCAUGCAUUGUUGAUAUCAUUGGCUUACAAAUCUUCAGAAUACUGUAAUAUAGUGCCACACUGCAAGUGGGCAUGUCUGUUCUUGAGAUCAUUACACAAUCAAGCUGCAAGUAUGUCCAUCCAUUCUUAGAGUGCAUAAGAUCAUUUUUGAAGUUGACCCAUUGACGAGCUUUGUGCCUGCCCAUUCUGGGAGGUCAUUGGACUAUCAGAUUGAGUACAUCUCUCAUUCUAGACAUCUGCUUCAGAGGGAGGGUGGUGUAAAAUAGAUCAUAGUGAAUUGAUUGCUGGCUACACAGAUCGUCAUUGACUUCAAAUCUGUUACCUACCAUAUCUUCCCACUCGCCAAGUAAAAUAUUUUGCUUUGUGUCCCUUCUGCACUACAAGAAUGUCUACUGCCGUUCAGGGUCAGAGGUGUUAACAGAGCUGAAGGGUUGCUGUUAAUCAGGCCUUGUUUGAAAAUUUUCAAGACUGCAAAAAUGUUGGUGUCACCCCUCAUUGGAUAUGAGAUUGCAAGUCAACUGAAGGGAUCUUUCCAUUAGUGCUGUUCCUUCAGUAGUUAUGUGGCAGGGCACUCCACAUUCUCACCAUUUUUGUAGUUGAGGAAUUUGUCCUGAAUUUCAUUUGGAGUUAUAGUGAAUAACCUGUUUGAGCCCUGUUUUUGUUUUUAAACAGCCUACCCCUACCUGGAAACAUCUUCAAUAUAUCUGCAUUUCUUAAUCAAGGAAUAUUACAGCUCUGGAGUUGUACAACUGGUCAGUGAUAGUAGUCUGAAUAGAGGGAUGGUGACAAGAAGAGGCAUCAAAAAGCUUUCUGGGGAUUUGGUGUCAAGUGCGAGUUACUGGAAAAUGUGCUCUCCACAAAUCAAGUCAAUCUAAAGUCAUGAAGACAUAAUGGCUUUUUGGUCUAAUCUUCUGGAAAGUGGAAGAGAACCAAAAGAACAUUUGUGAUCUCUUGGAAUAAGUAGAAUAGAAAAGGCUUUUCUUUUGAUGCAACAGUAGACUUGCAUCCUCAGGAGUGCACCACUCUUAAUGGAUUUUCUUUCCACUUGCCCGGUACAAUUCAAAACUAAAGGGAUAAGUGCAGUAUGUGUUAGUUUGUUGAUGGACACUUGACUAUUUUGGACAGACAGCCAAAUCCACUGUCAAUGCAAAGUACUGUUCCACAACCGUGUGUGAAUCUGUAAAACCAGUGGUCCACGGAGGAAAUUAUUCAUGAGAACCUCACUUGCAAAUAAAAUUUCAGAAUGGCAUUUGCUUGGGAAGUAAGCUUUGCUUUGCUUGGCCUUAGUUCCAUCACAACCCCUAUAAAUUCUUGUCUCACCAGAGGGUGUAAUAACUUUUUAAAGAAGCAGAGUGUGAGCAGAUGGUACAUUUUAAGAUAAAUAAAUCUCUACGUGAUAUUAACCUUUUGCUCAGUGAAUUUCUUUAGUUCACUAUAUGAAGCAUGUUUUAACCUUUUAAAAUGUUGCUUUGUAAGAUUUUAAAUUUGAGCGUGCAGAUGGAAUACAUAGAAAAUUUCUUUGAAGUAUUUUUUUAAAUAAACUGGAAAAAGUUC
This is a messenger RNA of Hypanus sabinus (Atlantic stingray), 9618 nucleotides long. Its product is annotated as lysine-specific demethylase 9-like. The record is from RefSeq and is a predicted model, not a curated record. NCBI's taxonomy places the organism in Eukaryota, Metazoa, Chordata, Chondrichthyes, Myliobatiformes, Dasyatidae. Gene Ontology annotation, cellular component: nucleus. The transcript is spliced from 7 exons. Bases 858 to 2999 code for a protein of 713 amino acids.